UGCGCGCGCCCCUUGGAGAAGAAGGAGGAGGAGGAGGAACCAGAAAUCUUCGCUCAUUUACUUAACAUCACUGCCCCACCACCGGGAAAGCAAACACUCCUCCUGAAGCUGCGCAGAAACAAGCUCAGGAGCUCCAAGACAGCAGGAUCGCUCACUUCGUUCCCCAGUUUGCAUCAUUCACAAGGUUUCUUAUUAGCUGUUGUACACUCAUCACACUUUCUGCAGAUCUGUGUCAUGGCUGCAUAUGGACAGACUCAGUACAGCCCUGCCCUCCAGCCCACAGGGCCGUACGCACCAUACACUCACCACACACAGGGAUACAGCAUGCCAUCUUACAAUAUAAAAACCGAGGACGGCCUGAGUCACUCACCAGGACAGACAGGACUACUGGGCUACUCAAACUUCAGCAGCACUCCUCCAAGUCAAAGCCUGUACAGCUACCCACACACUCAUGGUGGCGGUCUUUCAUCUGGAAUUUUUCAAGGGACUCAUGCAAUAUCAAGUUCAACCCCAUUCAACCCGGCCCAACAAGAGUUUUCUGCCUAUUCGAGCUACAGCCAGAGCCAGUACUCUCCAUAUUAUAAUUCACACCACUACAAUAGUCCCUACAUAACCAGCAGCAACAUCAGCCCAGCUGCCAUCACAGCGCCGUUGACCUAUCAGCACCCAGAGCAUCCUGUCAUGAUGCCCAAUCACAGCCCGGAGUCACAUACAGGAGAGUACCACCCUCCACCCAGCCCCCCUACACCAGGUAAGGAGGACGGGAUCCCAGCGCGAAGAGGGUCAGAUGGCAAGCUGAGAGGAAGAAAAAGAGUCAACGACCCCGCUCCUCCUCUGGACUCGGAUAUAGAGCGAGUGUUUAUCUGGGAUCUGGAUGAAACCAUCAUCAUUUUCCAUUCACUCCUCACGGGAACUUUCUCCUCACGAUUUGGCAAGGACUCUUCAAAGGCAGUGUCUCUUGGCUUGUGGAUGGAGGAAAUGAUCUUCAAUCUUGCCGACUCAAGAUUGUUUUUCAAUGACCUGGAGGAAUGCGACCAGGUUCAUAUUGAUGAUGUGGCAUCAGACGACAAUGGACAGGAUCUGAGCACUUAUAACUUUGGGUCGGAUGGCUUCCAGAGCCCAGCAGGAGCAGGCUCGUUGUGCCUCGGGUCAGGGGUCCAUGGAGGCGUGGACUGGAUGAGGAAGCUUGCUUUCCGAUACCGCAGAGUCAAGGAAAUUUACAAUGCAUACAAGAAUAAUGUGGGAGGUUUACUGGGCAGCCCCAAACGGGAGGAGUGGCUACAGCUGAGAAGAGAGAUGGAGGUCCUGACGGAUCUGUGGCUGACUCAAGCACUCAAAGCCCUGGCUCUCAUUAACUCGAGACCUAACUGUGUGAAUGUUUUGGUGACCACUACUCAGCUUAUCCCAGCACUCUCCAAAGUGUUACUAUACGGCCUUGGUUCAGCCUUUCCAAUUGAGAACAUAUACAGUGCCACCAAGACAGGAAAAGAGAGCUGUUUCGAGCGUGUGUCUCAGAGGUUUGGUCGCAGAGCUGUCUAUGUGGUGAUAGGAGACGGGGCUGAGGAGGAGACCGUUGCAAAAAAGAAAAAUAUGCCCUUCUGGAGGGUGUCUUGUCGGGCCGAUCUGGAGGCUUUGAGCCAUGCACUGGAGCUGGACUACCUCUAGAGGGUACCACAGAUCAAGUUCUGCGAUUCCACUCAAACUACAAGAAGUCCCUGAGACCGCCAAAGCGUGACGUUCCCUGUAGAAGCUGAAUCAGAGGCAGUGUUGCUGGUUUUACUGACACCCAGGUGGACAAUUUGAAACCAGAGUUGAAUGAACUGUGAGAAGUUUGAAGCGAGGCUGCAGUGGGACACACACAACAUAAAUCCUGAAACCCUGGAACGAAAUAAAAGACCAAAGUAAAAUAAGGGACCAAACCUUAUCUAAUCCCAGGGAACUAUGGUUAGUACUACAAGUAUUAAAUACAUAUACAUAUGUUUAUAUAUAUAUACAUAUACAUAUAUAUGUGUGUGUGUGUGUGUGUGUGUGUGUGUGUGUGUAUAUAUAGAAAUAAAACCAUAUGGAUAAAGCAUUGUUUUU
Menidia menidia (Atlantic silverside) is the source of this 2082-nucleotide messenger RNA. The record is from the annotation of a GenBank genome assembly. NCBI's taxonomy places the organism in Eukaryota, Metazoa, Chordata, Actinopteri, Atheriniformes, Atherinopsidae.